ACAGUCGAAAAUGGCAGUGAGAACUGAUCAAAAUUUUCCCCACAAAAUGGAGAUCGGAUGCUUUAGCUUAAACCCAGAAGCCCAAGAGUUUUUUCCAACAAGAUACACUUUGGUUCCAGCUCCUAGUUUUCCCAUUUUACAAACCAUAAACCCACCCUAUAAUCUCCUCUAUUAUUAUCUACCUCUUCAGUACCCCUUUGCUUUCACAGCUCCACCACCACCACGCCACCAAAAUGCAGUACUACCCCAUUCCUCGUCCCUGGAGACGGAUGUUGUGCUGGUGACUGAACCGUUCAAGGCUAAGAAGGGUUUCAAUAGAAAUAAGUAUCAUUGGAAAGGUAGAAGAGGCUGCGGUGGUGCUGCUCGAGCAGCUCGUAAGAAAGAAUGGAGGGCUAAGCCUUGUUUUAAUGGUGAUGAUGAUGAUGAUGAUCAAGCUUCGUUUGAGUGUACAAGGAAGGUUCAAUAUUGGGCUGGUGGUGAGAAACAGCCAUUGAUUCCACUCCAAUCUGGUGGCAGUGAGACGACGAUCAUGAUCAAGAACAUUCCCGUCAGAUACACAAGAGAGAUGUUGAAGGAAUUUCUUGACCAGCAUUGCAUGGUUACAAAUCGAGAGGCAAAAUCCAAUGCAAAUAAUGAAGAACCUUCAUUGUCAGCUUAUGAUUUCUUGUAUCUUCCUAUAGACUUUGUCACCAGGUCAAACAAAGGCUAUGCUUUUGUAAACUUCACCACACCAAUAGCUGCCAGGAAGUUUUAUGAUGCAUGUGACGAUAAGCAAUGGGAGUGUUUCAUGUCAAACAAGAUUCGUCAAAUAUAUUGUGCUAAACUCCAGGGCAUUAACGAGCUACUGAAGCACUUCGAAAAAAUGGGGUUUCCAUGUGAAGAUUUUCAGCCGUUGUGCUUCAACCCAGCACGUGAUGGUUCAGAGCAACCUGUUGAAGAAACUGUUGUAGGAAGAUGCAUAGGCUCUUGGUUUUCUGGUUAUGUUUUUGGUUUGACGAUGGGAACAAAGGGGGUGGACUUUGUCACCUGGUUCUUGAUAUGGUAUAAUGAAAAAAGAAAGAACAGGUGGUGGGGUCCACCCUGGUAUGGGGUCUCACUGGUCGGCUCUUUGUUGUUGUGUCUCUCUGCAAUGUCUUUAGAUUAG
Messenger RNA from Gossypium raimondii (Peruvian cotton), 1144 nucleotides. RefSeq names its product protein terminal ear1. The record is from RefSeq and is a predicted model, not a curated record. The coding region runs from base 11 to 1144 and encodes 377 amino acids. Lineage: Eukaryota; Viridiplantae; Streptophyta; Magnoliopsida; Malvales; Malvaceae. The transcript has 5 exons. Gene Ontology annotation, molecular function: nucleic acid binding.